Physcomitrium patens is the source of this 3490-nucleotide messenger RNA. RefSeq names its product putative inactive receptor kinase At2g26730. Lineage: Eukaryota; Viridiplantae; Streptophyta; Bryopsida; Funariales; Funariaceae. The record is from RefSeq and is a predicted model, not a curated record. Gene Ontology annotation, molecular function: ATP binding; protein kinase activity; protein binding. Gene Ontology annotation, biological process: protein phosphorylation.
ACGCUUCUCUCCCGCUCGCACUAUUUCGGGAGGUCUAGAGAUUGUCUGGUAAGCUGGCAAUGGGCGCCACGCUUUUCCGCUCCAGGGACCCGGGUUUGGAAACCGCGGUUCGAAUUCACAAAUGGAUGUUGAAUUGCGUUCGCCUCUCCUAACUUCCAAUCGGGGUCGCUGACUCCAGCGAUUCAGAGCAGGUGAAACAAUCUGCUUGAGGUCGGACACCGUAGGUUCCAUGAGGGCAUUGUAGUAGUACUGGUUUCGUUGUGUUGAUGAGUCCUAGUGGAGUUGCAGUUGCAGAUUGUGAGUGCAGAUGGACGAGGAGGUCAAUCGAUCACCUGCUGUUUAUUGAUCCAAUUUGAAUCUAAUCAAAUAGGAAGCUUGUGUUGGGAAAAAAACCAGGAAGUUAGUGGCGAUGGUCUGUGUCUGGACGUGAGCUUAAUGUGCGCUGAAGGAAAGCGUGCAUGGUUAUCAGAAUCCCGACGGUAUCACCCCCCUAUGUCAUGGAACUACCAAUCCUGUGUGCCGAAGGAAUUUGGAACUGUGUUGUUGUCGACUUAGUGUCGGCGGAAUCCACGAGGUCAGACUGCGAUUGCUGUUAUUUCCAGGUGCAUGCGUUCGAAAUGGACCGUUAUCCAGCUCCCGCAAGUACAUUGUCGUCCUUGCAUUUAGUGUGUAGCUUAGCCCACUACGCAUGUAAAGCGAUCUCCUGGUGAUUGUGACCCCAAGCUGCAAUUGAAGGAUAUGUUUUUGAUAGAGAAGCCAGACAAAGAAGGCGGAUGUUAAAUUUAGCCCCAAGAAUCUCCUCCUUCGAAGCAGCAACUUGUCUUCUGCACGUGUAGACUUUCCAGGAUGAUAUACCAUUCUGACGCAGCGUUGUGAAGGAGCUUUGCUCCUGUUAAGAAAUGUGUAAGAGGAGGCAUGAGCGGGAGUCGAGGAUGGCCAGGAUGGCAACCGCCUUGAUGGUGGUGCUGAGUGUUGUUUCAGUGGCAGGGCAAAACUUAGAAGCUGACAGAAGAGCGCUACUCACGUUCAGCGAAUAUCAUGAUCCAAGAUGGACGAAAUUAAAGUGGAUCAACACGACCUCACCUUGCAACUGGUUUGGCAUAACCUGCACUGGGGAUAGGGUCACAGGAUUUCGAUUGCCGGGCAAAGGGCUCAAAGGGAUCAUACCACCGGGGAGUUUGAGCAUGCUACCUAAACUUGAGGUUGUGAGCUUGCGGGGCAACAGAUUGUCGGAGUUGUUUCCUGGAGCGGAGCUAGGAAAUUGCAAGAAUUUGAGGGAAUUGUACCUUGCGGGGAACGACUUCUAUGGAUCUCUUCCAAAUGUGGCGGAGUUGUGGCCACGACUAACUCAUUUGAGCUUGGAGUUUAACAGGUUGAAUGGAAGCAUUCCAGAGUCUGUAGGGCUGCUUUCCGAUCUCUACUUGCUGAGUCUCCGCGGCAACUCGUUCUCUGGUAGAAUUCCAGUCUUGAAGCUGGCGAACCUGACCGUGUUUGAUGUUGCAAAUAACAAUUUGUCUGGAGCUGUACCACCAACCCUGUCAAGAUUCCCAGCAGAUUCCUACGUUGGCAAUGCCGGCUUAUGCGGUCCACCUCUUGCAUCCCCAUGUCUAGUAGCUCCUGAAGGAACUGCAAAGUCGUCGAGUGAAAAGAAGCUGUCGGCAGGUGCAAUCUCGGGUAUUGUUUUAGGAGGAGUCGCAUUUCUGAUCCUUAGCCUCAUAGGACUCGUCUUCUGUCUCUGCAUUAGAAGUAAUGUGCAUGAUUCUUCUUCAGAACCCGAAGUAUGUGAGAUUUCGCAUGCUACAAUCCCUGACAUUUCCCGUGACAAGCCGCGCGAGAAGGGAGGUGCGGACUGUGGUGUAGAAUUUGCUGUUUCAACGACAGUGGAGCAAGGGGUGAAUAAAUUAGUAUCCUUCUCCUUGCUUUCAUUUGAUCUGGAGGAUUUGUUGAGGGCCUCGGCCGAGGUGCUGGGGAAGGGGAGUGCUGGAACAGCUUACAAGGCCGUUUUGGAGGAUGGGACGGUUGUGACGGUCAAAAGGUUAAGGGAUGUGAUCACGAACAAGAAAGAUUUUGAGUCUCUGAUCCAGGUUGUAGGAAAGCUUCAGCACCGAAAUUUGGUGCCCCUUCGCGCUUAUUACUUCUCCAAGGAUGAGAAGCUCCUGGUUUCUGACUACCUGCCGAUGGGCAGCCUCUCUUCCCUUCUUCACAACGACCGAGGCAAGAAUCGCACACCAGUGGAUUGGCUCACCAGGGUAAGGAUCGCAAUAGGAGCUGCGAAAGGAUUAGCGUAUCUGCACGCACAAGGAGGACCCAGGUUUGUGCACGGGAACAUCAAGUCCUCCAACAUUCUACUCAACAGAGACCUAGAGGCUUGCAUCGCUGAUUUUGGACUAGCGCAAUUGCUGAGCUCUUCCCCCGCUGCUUCAAAACUUGAUGGGUACCGAGCACCUGAGGUCGGCACAACUCGCAAAGUGACACAGAAUUCUGAUAUCUACAGCUUUGGAGUGCUACUCCUGGAACUUCUGACAGGAAAAGCACCCGCACAAACGAUUUCCAACAAUGAAAUCAUCGACCUGCCAAAGUGGGUGCAGUCCAUCGUCCGUGUAGAAUGGACAGCCGAAGUGUUUGACGUAGAGCUCAUGCGUUAUCAGAACAUUGAGGGUGAACUGGUGGCCAUGCUUCAGAUUGCAAUGAAAUGCGCGGACCCAGUACCUGAAAAUCGACCAAAGAUGCAGAGCGUGCUACCCCUGCUUGAGGAUGUGCACCCAUUCUUCAUAGAGAACGGUGCCGAGCCGUCUCGACAAUCUGAAACCAUGUCGGGGGAGAUCAUCAGGGGCAGUGAUGACGACUCGAAGAAGAGUUCUCCAUCCCACCCUAGCACUCCUUGAGCUCCUAAGAGUUCUUUGACUCAGCCCGUGCUUUGAUCCUGUUCCACAUAUUCAUGGAUUUUUAGGUGAGAUUUGUGUUGCCGUCAUCACCUUUUCUUGGUUCUCACUGUAAGAUUGAUUGAUUGAUUUUAGCAUCCAUUCAUACGUUGAUCUAUCGCGCCAUGGUGAUUUGAUCUGAUGAACUAGGUUUGAACCAAUUAUCUGAAUUGAGUAGCCUCCGAAGACAAGUCCCUGUUGGCGUGACUGGAUUUCUUUCCUCUGAUGGAACUGCAGCAUUUCUGAUUGCAGUUGUUAGCUACAUGAAAUUUACUUUAUUUUAUGCAGUAAUUAAAGUAAGAUAGUAGCAACCUUAUGUCAUGUGCUAGUUAAUCCCCUAGGUGUAGAAUCCGAAUAAAGUUAUGCUCAAAUGUAUGUUGCUUGUGAAGAUAGCGCUACAUGAAGCUCUUACUUUUUUUGUGCCAUCGCUCUGCCCUGGGAUGGUUUUGGGGCUUUGCUCUGCUGUUACACUAACAGCUGUUGCAAGGUGGUCUCGAUUGCAGCUGGUUGACCCAAUAAUUUUACAGUACACAUUUCCUUGUCUUCAUUAGAGGCACGGAUUGCCACAA